AAAAAAAAAAAAAAAAAAAAAAAAAAAGUACCACAAUGGAGAAGACUGAUAUAGGAUAUUUAAAAAUUGAAGAUACAAUUAAAAACAAAUUGUUUUCUAAUAAUUUAAAAACAAUUGAAGAGCUGAGCAUGAAUUAUCUGGAAAAUGUCAAUUUUAAGGAAAUAAACUUCAUACAGUCAGAAAUUUUUAAACAACAUAUCAAAGAAUUAGGCUUAAAGGAAACACAAGAAAUAAGUGGUAUAGAACAAAAUAUACAAUCAAUUAAAAGAUACUAUAAAGAUAUAUAUUCUAUAAGUGAUAAUGAAACAUAUUGUAAGAGAAAGAAAAGAAAUAUAGAUUGUACUCAUAUGAAUAAUUCUGAUGGUUUUAAUGGGAAUGAUAAAGACCUUUCUUCGUCCUCAUCAUAUAAUUUGUCAUCUGACAUAUCAUCUGAUAUAUCAUCUGACAUAUCAUCUGAAAUAUCAUCUGGCAUAUCAUCUGAUAUGUCAUCUGGCAUAUCAUCAGAUAUGUCAUCAAAUAUGUCAAGUAUUUCAUCCAGCUCAUCAUUAAUGUCCUCCAUUUCUCACACACAUCCUAGGAUGUCUAAUUCUUACGAUGAACUAACACAUGAACAUAAUACAAAUAUCUACACAUCCAUUAUAUAUAAUAAUAUUAAUGAUUAUGUGUAUGAUAAAGACAAGAAUAAUAAAAAAACUGUUAGAUAUAUAAAAAAAAACUCAUUAGAAGAAAAUUUUUUGAUAUAUUCAGACUUUAUGAAAAAGAAUAUACAAAAUAAAAAAUAUUAUAAAACAACAAUUGAAUCUUUAAAUGAUCUAUUAUGUGAUGGAAUAGAAACAUCACAGUUAUAUUAUUUUUAUGGUGAAAAAACAAAAAUAAAUAAAAUUAUUCUAGUCAAUUUAUUGUAUGAUAUAAUUCUUAACAAUAAAUAUGAGGGAAAAACUUUGUCCAUCAAUAAAGAGUCCAUAAUAUUUAUACACUUUAGUCAUAUUAAUGAUAUAUCUAAAAUACUUCAUAUUAUAACAAAUAAAUUAAAAAAAAAUAAAAAAAAUUCAUGUAAUAUAAAAUACGAUGAUAUCCUACAACAUUUUUGUAUGUUGCGAAUUAAAAAUAUUUCAGAUAUGAUAUCUUUUUUAUCUUAUAUAAAAGAGAAUUCUUUGAAAAAUAAAUGGAAUGUAUAUUGUGAUAAUAAAAAUUAUAAUAAAGAGGAAAACUACAAACAAAAUAAUAAUUGCAAUAAUAAUGUACAUAUAAAGCUGGAACAUUCAAAUAAAGAUAAUACUGAUAAAUAUAAUAUGGGUCAAUAUAAUACUGAUCAAUAUAAUAAUUAUAUACAUGACAAAAAUGAUAGAUUUAAAAACAUUUCUUGUAUAGCCAUAUAUAAUUUUACGAAUUUACUAAAAAAUAUAAAUAUCAAUAAUCCAUUCGAUUAUUUUUAUUUAGUAAGAGAAUUAAAAAUCGUAGCAAACAUGUUAAAUAUAGCUAUCCUCAUUUUCGAUGUGGCAAAACAUGAAAUAGUGGAUAGCAUCCACAAUAAUAAAAAUAAUAACAAAGAAUUAAAAAUUAAAAAUAUAACAACUCAAAAUGAUAAAGAAUAUAACAACAACAAUAAUAUUAAUUAUAAUAAUAAUAAUAAUAAGUGUGAAAGUGAGGGAAAAAAUCAUAAUAAGACUUGCCAGAAUUAUGUUAAUCAAUCUUAUCAAGAUAUAAACCAUGAAACUCAUAGUCAUAUAAUAGAUAAUAAAGAUAUUAUAUCAACACAAAAAAAAAAAAAUAUAUAUAUGACAAACAUUAAACAAAAUAAUAUUAAUAUUGAAAAUUAUUCCAGUGAUACUACUAGUAAUGAUACCAUUAUAUAUGAAGAAAAUUCAAAUGAUAGUAGCCUUUCUGAUUUAACAGACUUAAAUAUUAAUAAUAAUAUUUCAAAUAAUCAAUAUAUAAAUCAUAAUUCUUAUACUAUUAAUAAUCAUAGUAACCAUAUUAUAAAUACAAUUCAACAAAAGAAUGAUUAUAUAAAUUUUUUUUAUAAUGAAAAUACGUCGUUUCGUAUUAACAAAAUAGCUUUACCAUUCCAAAUUUAUAACAACUUCAAUAUUGUUAUACAAGUUGACCUUAUACAAAAAAUAAAAAAUAAAAAAUUCAUUAGAUUUACACUUAUCAAAUCACAAAAAAAUAUUAAAUAUCUCUAUUCUUAUUCGUGUAUUAAAAAAAAUAUAUUAAUUGAUAUGUAG
Molecule: messenger RNA, 2228 nt
Organism: Plasmodium gaboni
Lineage: Eukaryota; Apicomplexa; Aconoidasida; Haemosporida; Plasmodiidae
Exons: 3
Source: RefSeq, a predicted model, not a curated record